Messenger RNA from Rangifer tarandus platyrhynchus (Svalbard reindeer), 900 nucleotides. The record is from the annotation of a GenBank genome assembly. Lineage: Eukaryota; Metazoa; Chordata; Mammalia; Artiodactyla; Cervidae.
AUGUCAGCAAUGCCUAGAAAAGAGCCAAAGAUGUUUGUCUUGCUCUAUGUUACAAGUUUUGCCAUUUGCGCCAGUGGACAACCGCGGGGUAAUCAGUUCAAAGGAGAGAGCUACUCCCCAAGGUAUAUCUGUAGCAUUCCUGGCCUGCCCGGGCCUCCAGGCCCCCCCGGAGCGAACGGUUCCCCCGGGCCCCACGGUCGGAUCGGCCUUCCAGGACGGGACGGUAGAGAUGGCAGGAAAGGAGAGAAAGGUGACAAGGGGGCUGCAGGUUUGCGAGGUAAGACUGGACCCCUGGGCCUUGCUGGAGAGAAAGGGGACCAAGGAGAGGCUGGGAAAAAGGGACCGAUGGGACCUGAGGGAGAGAAAGGAGAAGUAGGUCCUCCUGGGCCGCCUGGACCAAAGGGGGACAGAGGAGAGCAAGGGGACCCGGGGCUGCCUGGAGUGUGCAGAUGUGGAAGCAUCGUGCUCAAAUCUGCCUUUUCUGUUGGCAUCACAACCAGCUACCCGGAAGAAAGGCUGCCGAUCGUAUUUAACAAGGUCCUCUUCAACGAGGGAGAGCACUACAACCCAGCAACGGGAAAGUUCAUCUGUGCCUUCCCAGGGAUCUAUUAUUUUUCUUACGAUAUCACAUUGGCAAAUAAGCACCUGGCCAUCGGGCUGGUACACAAUGGGCAGUAUCGGAUAAAGACCUUUGAUGCCAACACAGGAAACCAUGACGUGGCUUCAGGGUCCACAGUCAUCUAUCUGCAGCCAGAAGAUGAAGUCUGGCUGGAGAUAUUCUUCACUGACCAGAAUGGGCUCUUCUCAGACCCAGGUUGGGCUGACAGCUUGUUCUCUGGGUUUCUCCUGUAUGUUGACACAGAUUAUCUAGACUCCAUAUCAGAAGACGAUGAACUCUGA